AACAAGAACCUUGAAGGAAUGAAAACUUAUUUUUGACAUCCACCAACUUCCUCUGUGAGAAAGACAAGUUACAUUUGUGUCCCAUCUAAACUGACUUCUGCUUUAUGGAAUAUAAAAAUCAAUGUACAGACAAAAUUUAAGAUGAAGAUUUUGCUGCAAGUCUGAAAGUUUCCAGUGAAAAGUUAAAGUGUCCUUCAUAGGCAAGUGACAGAGGAGCCAACAGAUCGGGACUCAAAGUUCAUGGACUGUCCCAUUGCUGAACCACCACUGGAAAUCCCCAGCACUAAGUCUACAGAUAAAUUAUGGACCACAGUUGCAGAUGGAUCAGUUGAAUUGCGCAUUGACUCCUCAUGUCCGCAGACUCCCAUAACUGUACAUGAGAUGUUUCUGGAGUGUGUGGCUAAAUAUGGUACUCUUGAUGCCCUUUCAAGCAAGAAGGAUGGUGUAUGGGAACAUGUUAACUUCAUGAAGUACUACAACCUCUGUCGUCGAGCUGCCAAAAGCUUCCUAAAGCUAGGAUUGAAAAGGUUUUAUAGUGUCGGAAUUCUUGGCUUUAAUUCGCCAGAAUGGUUUAUGUCAGCAGUGGGAACAGUGUUUGCUGGGGGAAUUAUGACUGGGAUUUACGCAACCAAUUCACCUGAAGCCUGCCACUAUGUCGCCAAUGACUGCAGAGCAAACAUUAUUGUGGCUGAAAAUCAGAAGCAGUUGGAGAAAAUAUUGCAGAUAUGGGAGACGUUACCUCAUCUCAAAGCUGUUGUGCAGUACAAAGGCAGUUUGCAUGUCAAGCGUCCAGGUUUAUACACGUGGGCGGAGUUCAUGGAACUAGGGAAGGACUUCAGUGAUGAGCACCUGGAUGACAUCAUAAAUUCCCAGAAGCCCAAUGAGUGCUGUGUGCUUAUCUACACUUCUGGAACCACCGGGAACCCAAAAGGAGUAAUGCUGAGCCAUGAUAAUAUCACCUGGACAGCGGCUCAGGCCAGUCGUGCUGGGGAUAUGCAGCCUGCUGAAAUCCAACAGGAGUCUAUUGUCAGUUACCUACCACUCAGUCACAUUGCUGCCCAGAUAUAUGACCUGUGGACUGGCAUCAAAUGGGGAGAACAUAUCUACUUUGCAAAUCCAGAUGCUCUUAAGGGGACGCUGGUGGACACACUGAGGGAGGCACAGCCCACAUCGCACAUGGGGGUCCCUAGAGUGUGGGAGAAGAUCAUGGAGCGCAUUAAAGAGGUGUCAGCACAAGGAGCCGUCAGGAGAAAGAUGCUGUCCUGGGCAAUGUCUGUUAGCUUGGAGAAGAACCUGGGCCCAUCAAGGAAUGAACUGAAGAUGUUUCUCCCAGCUGUGGCCGAUUUAUUGAUCCUAUCCAAAAUCCGCAAGAUGAUGGGAUUUUCUCACUGCCAGAAACAUUUCUCGGGUGCUGCUCCAAUCUCCACGGAAACACUGGAAUUCUUCCUGGGACUCAAUAUUACACUGUAUGAAGCAUAUGGCAUGAGUGAGACAUCUGGGCCUCAUGUUAUGUCUGGCCCUCAUGCCCAUCGCUUUCAGUGCUGUGGUAAGGCGGUUCCUGGAUGCCAAAUGAAACUUGCCAACAAGGACUCAGAGGGAAAUGGAGAAAUCUGUUUCUGGGGCCGGACGGUCUUUAUGGGUUACUUAAAUAUGGAGGCCAAAACUAAAGAAGUCUUUGAUAAGGAUGGCUGGUUACACUCAGGAGACAUUGGGAAGAUGGAUGCUGAAGGCUUUCUGCAGGUGACGGGUAGACUCAAAGAGCUGAUAAUUACUGCUGGUGGGGAGAAUGUACCACCCAUCCUCAUAGAAGAUGCUGUAAAGAGAUCUAUACCAAUUGUGAGCAAUGCCGUACUAAUUGGAGAUAGAAGGAAAUUUCUGUCAAUGCUUCUCACCCUCAAGAGCACUGUGGACCUAGACACUUUGGAGCCAAUGGAUAACUUGACCCAGGAAGCAAUACGGUUUUGCCAGGAAGUCGGCAGUAAGGCCACAACAGUGUCUGAGAUUGUGGGACAGAAGGACCAGCCAGUGUACAGAGCUAUUCAGGAAGGUAUAGACAAGGUCAACAGCAAAGCAGUGUCAAAUGCCCAGUGUAUCCAGAAAUGGGCAAUCCUGGCCAAGGAUUUCUCCAUAGAUGGAGGUGAAAUGGGACCAACAAUGAAAAUAAAACGAUAUGUUAUCUUGGAAAAAUACAAAGAAGUAGUGGAGGCAUUUUAUGCAAUAUAACAGGACUGCGUCGUCACCAGAAAGCGGAGAUCCUGCCAUUCUGACAGAGUUCACUUGCAGAGGGUCUGUAGCUAUAUGAAACAAAAUGCCCUGCUAUACAAUCAAUCUGCAACAAGGUCAACAAUUAUAAUCGACUCUGAUAAAGAAACAGAACUUUAACGAGGUCUAAAAGUGCACACUCCCGGAAUACUAUGUGCACCCAUAAUGUUAAAAACACAGAAAUAUCUAGUAGAAUCAUGUAAACUAGAUCUGUUAGACAAAAAAAAAAAAAACUAAUAAAAUAAGGCACAGUAAAUCCUUAAACACUCUGUGCCUUGUCUAAUUAAAUGACAAUGCUGCUUUUACAUUCCAGGCCUCAAAUAUAGCAGCCUUAAACACUGCCAAGCCUUCUACACUACUAUCUCAGCCCUUCCCAAGACAAAAAAAAAAAAAAAAAAAAUAA
Pseudophryne corroboree (corroboree frog) is the source of this 2665-nucleotide messenger RNA. RefSeq names its product acyl-CoA synthetase bubblegum family member 1 (gene ACSBG1). Gene Ontology annotation, molecular function: long-chain fatty acid-CoA ligase activity. NCBI's taxonomy places the organism in Eukaryota, Metazoa, Chordata, Amphibia, Anura, Myobatrachidae. The coding region runs from base 241 to 2223 and encodes 660 amino acids. Gene Ontology annotation, cellular component: endoplasmic reticulum; membrane. The transcript has 14 exons. The record is from RefSeq and is a predicted model, not a curated record.